AUGAGUUUGAUAAAGAGGAGAGUGGUUGAAAGUAAGAAGGAUAAGACUAUAGAUGAAGAUGAUGAAAAAGAAAGUGAAGCUGAAGAUGUAUGGAAUGAUAACAAGAAUGAAUGGUAUGAAAAAGAAGGAGAUAUCAAUUUGAGAGAUAUAGUACAACUUGAUUUGAAAGAUG
Ambispora gerdemannii is the source of this 172-nucleotide messenger RNA. The record is from the annotation of a GenBank genome assembly. Lineage: Eukaryota; Fungi; Glomeromycota; Glomeromycetes; Archaeosporales; Ambisporaceae.